This is a messenger RNA of Electrophorus electricus (electric eel), 1544 nucleotides long. RefSeq names its product solute carrier family 46 member 3 (gene slc46a3). Gene Ontology annotation, cellular component: lysosomal membrane. The record is from RefSeq and is a predicted model, not a curated record. Gene Ontology annotation, biological process: vacuolar transmembrane transport. Gene Ontology annotation, molecular function: transmembrane transporter activity. Lineage: Eukaryota; Metazoa; Chordata; Actinopteri; Gymnotiformes; Gymnotidae.
AUGGGGUGGCAGAAUGCAAUCGAGCUCGUGGUGGGCCUGCAUGCUUUGGCCAUGUUCAUGACCUACCCGUUGCUCCAGCAGUAUGUGCACCAGAGGCUAUGGCAGCAGUUGGGUGGCUACGCCUACUCCACCAGCAUGGACCGGUCUCUCUGCACAAGCAACUCCAGUAACCUGAGCCUUCAUCAGGCCGUGCAGAGGGAGACGUCACGCUUCCUCCUGCAUAGUGAGCUGUGCUUCCUCCUUCCCGGCCUGGUCUCAUCUCUGUUCCUCGUGUCGUACAGCGACUGGCGAGGGCGGAAGGCAGCCAUUGUGCCGCCGCUUGUGGGUGACCUCCUCUUCACACUCACUUAUUUUGUGGUGAGCAGAUUCUCGCUCAGCCUCGGAUACCUGCUGGGUGCCUCCUUCCUCGCCGGGAUACUCGGCGGUCCCGGCUCGCUGAUCGGAGGUUGCUUCUGUUACGUGGCCGACCGCAGCGCAGAGGGGCCGCCUGAGUCGAGGACCGUCCGGAUGGCCCGCCUGGACGCCGUGCUGGGUACACUGUCUGGCCUUGGCUCACUUUGCACGGGGUUCUACGUCAGAGCAGCCGGCUUCAGCUGGCCCUUCCUCUCCGCGUCCGCGCUUCAUCUGCUCAAUCUGCUGUACGUGCUUGCGAUCCUGCAGGAGCCUUCGGCUCGUCCUGGCCACGGCCCAGCCCCCAAGCCCAGCGCCUCCGGUCCCAGGUCUGCCACCGAGCCCACUCAUCUGAGCCCUGCUCAGGCCAUCGCCGGCCGUCUGCAGGGCAUCUACCUGCUGUUUGCAUCUUCCACGCAGAGACGAAACACAGGGUUGCUGCUCAUGUUGAGCGCCUUCAGCUUCUACAAGGUGUCCAAGCUGGGCGGCAUGUCCAUGGUCAUUCUGUAUGAGCUGAACGCUCCGCUGUGCUGGAGUGAGGUGCUCAUUGGCUACGGAGCUGCUCUUUCCACACUGAUCUACCUGAGCAGCUUUGCAGGUGUGGCCGUGCUCUCCCGAUGGUUGCCAGACCCCUGCAUCACCCUCCUUGGCAUGUUCUCCCUGGCCUCAGGCCUCUGCCUGGCUGCCUUUGCCAAGACCACACUGCUCAUGUUUCUAGUACGAUUGCCUCUUCUCCUGUCCAUCAUGCCUGCUCCUGUGAUGCGCUCCAUGAUGUCCAAACUGGUACGCAGCUCUGAACAGGGCACUGUGUUUGCAUGCGUGGCCUUUGUGGAAAUGCUGAGCAUGGCCGUGGCCUUACCGCUGUUCACCAGCACCUACGCUGCUACUGUCUCCUGGUUCUCAGGUUUUAGUUUUCUUCUCGCCGCCAGCCUUACCCUAAUACCAGCCAUUCUGAUUGGUACUACACUGUGGCUUCGUCUGGAUGUGGGGGAGGAGUCUGACAGACUGACUCCUGAAGACGACGCAGAGGACAGUGCAAGACCUGCCGAAGUCAUUCAGCUACCACAGUGGCAUAAAUGAGACUGUCCUCGCUGCCUGUGACCUGCCCACAGCAAUGCCAAUACCAAUGCCAUUACGCAUAUUCAUGUGUGUCA